UACACAGAAUCCAUUUAAAUUCAAACCAACUCCGUUUAAUCCAGUCAAAAUCGGAACCAGUGGCAUUUUAAUUUUAGCUAUAAACCAUAGAGUCAAAUUCAGUUCAUUAUUUAAAAUUCAGAACCACUGAGUCAGCUGGUGUGAAAAGAAAUGAAAAUGUGCUGCAAUGGCUCAGUUUUAUCCGGUCUCCAUGACAGAAACGUCACUAGAAGAGGACGGGUCACAGAUAACGUUUUCUUUGGAAAGGAAGAGAAAGUAAAAUUAUUGGCAGCAUUUGCUUUAUCUGUGACUUUGUGGGAAAGAGACCCAUCAUCACACAAAACCAGAACCACCAGUUAUAGUUAUGGGAAUGAAGCACAUGCUACACAAAGCCAUUGGGAGCAAUAUCUUUGUUAAUGAAUUAUUCCAUUAGAGAGAAAAACAUACGUGAUGGACCAGGACUCUGACUUUUGUGUAAGAGUGAAAAUCAAAGAUUUUGGCAAUGAUCAAGAGGCAACUGAAAACAAACACUGAGCCACAACAACUUAAGUCAAUGGCAGCAAUCACUGGACUGUAUCUUACAUAAUUAACGCCAGCAAAUGCAGAUAAUGAUCAUUAUUCAGAUUCUUUUUCAGAAACAGAAAGUAAAACAUGCAAAGAAACUGGAGAGACUUUGGAAAAUAGAGAGAAAACCAUCAGCAUUCCAAAACACAAAAAUAAAAAUAUAUACACGGAUUAAAUAGCACUAUAUGCACCCAUAUUUCUUUUACUAACCUUCGUUAUUAAUUAAUGUUAAUUAAAUUACUUUAUGUUUUCUGAAUCAGUUUCUGGAUAUUGACUACACAUAAUAGAUUACUGCCUAAUCACACACAUAUAAAAGAAAAAAAAAAAUCUCCAUUUAGUGAAUCUGGUCUGUGCUUUCUGGCUGCCCUUUUACAUUUGUUAGAUCCAAAGUUUACUUAUUAGGAAACUGGAGCACCACUGAAAUCAUUUCAUCAUGUUACAAGUGGAUGAAAUAAGCUAACCGUGAUCACUUUCUUGAGUUUUGUUGUUUUGUUUUUUUUACAGUGUGGGAUUCAGUUUAAGAGGAUUACAGCAAAUAAAUGUUACAGGAUCAAUUCAACAAACUUGCAAUGUGGCUGGGAAAAACUUUCCAGAGAUUUGUUGGUCUUUCUGAUGUGCUGUGUUUAGAUUAGUCAGAAUCUAAACAGUGAUGUCAUUGUGAAAAAUGAGCUGGAGUGGGUGGGAAAAGCAUUUUUACAACAAGGGAAGUGUGAGUUUAUCCUGCUGUCAGCCUGAUUUCUUCUGAUAUCUGUACAAGUAAACACUAGCAAAGAGUCUGCUGAGGGGGUUGAUGUAUUAAGACAUGCUGUUAUCCUUCUGAACCGCUGCUUAACAUUAUUACAAAGCGGUUUUGCUGCAGUAAAGUACAAAAGAAGAGACUAAACCUCAUCUCCCUGCAUCUCUGGGAUCUGUUAGAUGAAGUUUACUGGAACAAGUUUCAGCUGUGAUCUCAUCAUUCCAUAACGAGACAGCCAACAGGAGGAGCCUGCUCACUUAUGCACUGAGAGCAGAUUCAGUGUUCACUGGGAAAUCAUUGCCAGAUUGUCUGUAUAUAUGUAAGCGUGUGCUGGAGGCGGCCUGGGAUCAGCUGACAGCAAGAGAAGAACAUUUACAGCCGGGUAUCCACUGCUGCACGGCCACCAUGUCUCAACCUGCACAGGAAGAUGAACAGACGCAGCGUCCCGUAGUGAGAGAAGAGGACCUGACCGAAGCAAAGACCAAACUUGGUGGUGGAGGGGCGGUGAAGAGCAAGACCUUUGAAGUGAUGGAGGAGUGCGAGAAAAUGGGUAAAGCGGCUCCCUCUGUGUUCAGCGGAGCGAGAUCUGGAGGAGAGACGGCUUUCAACACUCGCUCCACUCGACAGGCCAGGAAGUAGAAGAAAAACUUCCCCUCCAUGGAUGAGCGGCACCUCUUCCAAGUUACUGAUGUAAUUUAACCUGUUAGUUAUUGUCAACAGCAUUUUUUUUUUGUCGCUUCAUAUCAUGCAACUACCACCAGCUGAGAUGUUUAAUAAACUUCUUAGUCGGCUAAAAGCAAUAAAUGGUUUGAUAUAAUUUUGAUGCAACUUUAUUUCACUUUUUCUGUUUAUGGUAGGUUCUUAUAGUCAGUUCUGUUUCUUAGUCUUUAUACGCUACUGCAACAGAGGAUGGAUCCAUUGUCAUUUUUUUGCACAUCUUUACCAGAAGUGCCAAUAAAAGGAAGCGCU
This is a messenger RNA of Xiphophorus maculatus (southern platyfish), 2248 nucleotides long. It is a transcript of the gene mustn1a, whose product is annotated as musculoskeletal embryonic nuclear protein 1. NCBI's taxonomy places the organism in Eukaryota, Metazoa, Chordata, Actinopteri, Cyprinodontiformes, Poeciliidae. The record is from RefSeq and is a predicted model, not a curated record. Gene Ontology annotation, cellular component: nucleus. Bases 1685 to 1918 code for a protein of 77 amino acids. Gene Ontology annotation, biological process: tissue regeneration; chondrocyte proliferation; chondrocyte differentiation. The transcript has 3 exons.